Molecule: messenger RNA, 2379 nt
Organism: Rhipicephalus microplus (southern cattle tick)
Lineage: Eukaryota; Metazoa; Arthropoda; Arachnida; Ixodida; Ixodidae
Product: apoptosis-resistant E3 ubiquitin protein ligase 1
Biological process (GO): protein polyubiquitination; ubiquitin-dependent protein catabolic process; negative regulation of apoptotic process
Cellular component (GO): cytosol; cytoplasm
Molecular function (GO): ubiquitin protein ligase activity
Source: RefSeq, a predicted model, not a curated record
GAAACCAAGACCAAGAGGCACGGCUGGAGUCCCGAAGUGGUGCACGCCGUGAGACAGCUGCCGAGCAGUCCUGCACAGCUUGGGGCGGUGACGGACCUCAUCUGGGAGCUCGUCCUCAUUGAGCAACAACAAAAGACAUGGGCCUUUGGUGCUGUGCUGGGCGUGUCCCUGGUGGCUUCUGUGCUGGUGGGCGUGGUCUCCCUCAUGCUGGCGCCCUCGGGGCUGCUGUGUGACCAAUCGGCUGCGGCCGCCGCGAAGCUCGGCUUCCUCAGUUACCUCACCGGGAAGUACCUCUCGCCGGCCAACUGCAAGGUCGAGUUCGACUGGAAGGAGCCACAGGUCGUUGGCAACACUCUCACAUUCUUCAUCAAGUUCUUUCAAUGCAACGGGCGCAGCUAUCCGAUUUGCGACGAAGAUCCACUUCUAGUCGAAAUUGUCGCUGGCAAUGGCGCUCACAAGGUGGCGUGCAGCGUCGAGCUGGGUGGCACAGACCCGAACCUGGCCAAUCAAGCCAGAGUGCAGUUCACAGUGCGCCGCGCCGGUCUCUGCCAUGUGUCGGUCCUCAUUGGCAUGGUACACGUGCGGGGUUCGCCAUUUGUCAAGAACUUCCUUCCAGGUCGUCCGGACCCUCAGAAGACGGGCUUCAUCCACCACAGCUGCACUGUGGUGUGCACCCAGGACGAACCGCACCACCUGUUCCUGGAGCCCCGGGACAAGUACAACAAUGCGUGCCUUGUGGACACUACCGCCGACCCCAGCGACGAGUACAGCGUUGACAUCAUCGAGGUCAGUUCUAACAGACCGGUCACGUCCUGCUACCACUGGGAGAGCCACCCGGAAAACUCGAGAAUCGCUCUAGUGCUCGUGCUCGACAAGGUCGGCUGCUACCAGGUCAACGUCUCCUACCGGGGCACCAGCCUCAGCAAUGGAGACUUCCACGUCAUUGUGCUUUCAAAAAGCGACACCUCUUUGGUCAGGAAAAAUGUUGCCAAGAAAAGCCACAACAUUUGGUACGAAGCCAAGUUGAUAGCCAUGAACUGCGAGAAACUAAGCAAGCCCAAAAAAGUAUUUGUCUACAUCUCGCCAAAGCAACUCACGAUUAAGGAAUACGUGCUCAGGAUCAUUCCAAAGCGGCUCAUCACAUUCCGACUCUGCCCCAGCACAAAGUUUCAAUUCAAGGGGAGCAACAACCACGAAGGAGAGCCCGUGCUAGUUGUGGACGAUGGCUGCCAGCCGCAAGUCGAAAUGGUUUGCGAGGAAAGGGACGUCAUCGCGGCCACCUUCACUCAGUUCCUGCUGAAGAAUAUUGGUGGAUCGGAGACCUUCAAGGACAAGCUGGAGUUCUUUCACUACGAGGUGCGUAAGCUGCACCAGAAGCACUACCACGACAAGCUUCAGCUGAAGGUGUCGCGAGACAAGAUUCUGGACUCCUCGAUGAAGGCAACCAAGAACUUCAACACGAGUGACUGGUGCAAGAGCUUUGAGAUAACCUUCGUGGGAGAACAAGGUUUGGACUGGGGUGGGCUUCGUCGAGAGUGGUUUGAGAUUCUCUGCUCUGCCCUCUUCGACCCUGAAAACCAGCUCUUUCACCGGUUCAAGAAUGACAAGCAGGGCUUGGUUCACCCAAAUCCACGGAGACCGGCUCACUUGAAGUUGAAGCACUACGAGUACGCCGGCCGUAUUGUCAGCAAGUGCCUUUAUGAGUCCUCGCUAGGCAGUGGCUACAGGCAGCUAGUCAGGGCUCGCUUCUCCAGGUCAUUCCUUGCUCAGCUCAUCGGACUCAGGGUUCAUUACAAGUACUUUGAACAAGACGAUCCAGACCUGUACGUGACCAAGAUAAAGUACAUUCUGGAGAACGACGUAGAUGACAUGGAGCUGUAUUUUUCUGAAGAAGAGUACACCAGCUCUGGGCAGCUCUUGAAGACGACCGAGCUCAUUCCUGGUGGCUCGAAGAUUCGCGUCACCAACCAGAACAAACUGAUGUACCUCGACGCGCUGGCACAGUACCGGCUGGCGACCAGUGUGCGGGAGGAAGUGGAACACUUCCUCAAGGGACUCAACGAGCUGAUCCCAGAGAACCUGCUCUGCAUUUUCGACGAGAAUGAGCUUGAGCUGUUGAUGUGCGGCACCGGCCAGUUCAGCAUAGCCGACUUCAAAGCCAAUCACACAGUCAGCGGCUUUUCUUUCGAGUUCAGAAAGGUGCUGGACUGGUUCUGGACGGCAGUGUCAAACUUCACCGAGGAGGAGAUGGCACGACUGCUCCAGUUCACCACCGGCUGCUCGCAGCUGCCACCGGGGGGCUUCGCCGAGCUAAAUCCGCGGUUCCACCUGAGUGCGGCUCCGACUUUCGGCAGUCUGCCCACAGCACACACAUGGUGA